AUGAGACUCGAAGUUGCUUCUAGCUCGGGUUCCACGAACACAUUAGACAAGUGUGCUGACCAUCAAGACCAACCCGAUUACGCGAAUCAUCGAGUCUUCCAGAAAAACAGACUUCCAGCACGAUCUUACUUCAUUCCUGAUACAUCAGUACUAUUGAAUGGUCAGUGGGAUUUCCAUUAUGCGAAGACUCCUGGUCAAUCCCCGAGCUGGGACGAGAUCGAUGUGAGUAAGGAGUUUCAGUGGCAGAAGAUCACUGUGCCCGGCCAUUGGCAACUACAGCGAUAUGGAAGACCUCAGUACACGAAUGUCAUCUAUCCAUUCCCUGUUGACCCUCCUCAUGUGCCCACCGAGAAUCCGACGGGGAGCUAUCGGAGACGGUUCAGAAUCCCUUCGCACUGGAGCCGAGAAACUCAAGUACGUCUCAGGUUUGACGGUGUCGACAGUGCUUUCCAUCUCUUCGUCAAUGGACAUCAGGUUGGCUACUCGCAAGGUAGUAGGAAUCCGGCCGAAUUCGAUAUUACUUCCUUCAUUAAACGAGAUGCAGUAAACGAAAUCUUGGUCCGAGUCUACCAAUGGUCUGAUGGCUCAUAUAUUGAGGAUCAGGACCAAUGGUGGCUAUCUGGAAUCUUCAGAGAUGUCCAUCUAAUCGCAUUUUCGUCCAAAGCUCGCAUUGAAGAUUUUGCCAUUGAAACCGAUCUUGAUAGUGACUAUGAGAAUGCGACUUUGAGCGUGCGGCUAGAUCUAGCUCUAAAGGAUGAUUCAAAGAUCGCGAUAGGAGUCUGGCCAUCAGAUGAGUCCGAAGUCUUGAUAUCUGACCACUGUACGAUUUCCAGCAAUGAGAAGUCACUGGCAAAGACAUUUACUGUGAAAAAGCCCGACAAAUGGACGGCUGAAACUCCGGUCCUGUAUCGUAUGCAGAUCCAGCUGUCGGAUUCAGACGGCAGAAUUAUUCAGACUAUUCACCACUGCUUCGGGUUCCGAAAGGUUGAGAUCAAGAAAGGGCUUCUCACUGUGAAUGGGUCACGGUUGCUUUUGAGAGGUGUCAAUCGACACGAACAUCACCCAAAGUUCGGUCGCGCGGUGCCUGUAGAUUUCUUGAAACAAGAUCUGUUACUCAUGAAGCAACACAACAUCAAUGCCGUCCGCUGCUCGCAUUAUCCCUCUCAGCCUGCACUUUACAGUAUCUGCGAUGAAAUCGGAUUAUGGGUUCUGGACGAGGCUGAUCUCGAAUGCCAUGGAUUCUAUGAUGCUGUCGCUAGGCCUUUAAAUGUCCCAGAAGAGAUGGACUACGACAAACGGAAGAAGUUAGUCUUCGGCAAGGCUGCUCAAUUUACGUCGGACAAUGCUGAGUGGGAAGCUGCUUACGUCGAUCGGAUGACUCAAAUGAUACAAAGAGACAAAAAUUACACUUCGAUCAUCAUCUGGUCUUUGGGAAACGAGGCAUUUUACGGACGCAACCACAAAGCAAUGUACGAGUAUUCCAAGCGUGUCGAUCCUUCCAGACCAGUUCAUUAUGAGGGCGACGCGGAAGCCUUAUCCGCUGAUAUGUACUCAUAUAUGUAUCCAUCUGUCAAAAGACUGAUCACUCAUGCGAAAGAGACAGGUGUAGCAGCUGAUGGCACUUUCCAGAAACCAAUCAUUCUUUGCGAGUAUGCCCAUGCUAUGGGUAAUGGGCCAGGCCUUUUGGAGGAUUAUCAAGCUGCAUUCCGAGACUUCCCUAGAUUACAGGGCGGCUUCAUAUGGGAAUGGGCCAACCAUGGAUUGCUAAAGCCGUCAGAAGAAGAUCCAAGCACUGAUAUCUACGGCUACGGUGGUGAUUUUGAUGACUUUCCAAAUGACGGAACCUUCGUGAUGGAUGGUCUUCUCUACAGUGAUCAUACACCCACUCCCGGAUUGGUUGAACUCAAGCAAGUCAUCUCCCCAAUCAGAAUAUGGGCAGCUGAUGUAGGCAAGUCACUCGUCAUUGAGAACGGCUUCAAUUUUAUCGAUCUGAGCGACUAUGUAGCCCACUACAGGCUAGAGGUAUUGGGUGCUAGCAAAUCACUGAUUGCCUCGGGUGCGCUUGAAUUGCCCUCUCUGGCAGCUGGUGCCACUGGAACGAUCGACCUACCUCCGGAAGUCCUUCAGCAUAAUCCAAAGGCCCCAGGUGAAUCGUGGCUUACUAUUGCCUUGAAAACCAGAAAUUCCUCUUCUUGGGCCGAUGCUGACCAUGAGAUUGCUUGGUUCCAACACUGCAUUUCACCACAGCAGCGCAAAGAACCUGCAUUCGCCCUAGAAAUUUCUCCAAGCUUGAGAUUUAGUACAUCGAAACGAGUUUUCACCUUCGAAGCAGAUGACUUCAGCCUGGAAUUCGAUCGCAGCUUCGGGCAUAUCAAGUCCUGGAAAUACGGCGAUUCCGAGCUCCUUCACGAUAAAGGACAUUCGGUGCCUCCAUUCCAACUUGGGUUUUGGAGACCACCAACGGACAAUGAUGGGGCCUGGCAAACGAAUGUUUGGAAGAACUGGGGCUUGGAUACCCUCACUGUGCAAAAUCGGAGCCUUGAUGUCAAGUGGAUCAGUGAGAGCGAGGUGUGGAUAAUAUCAACAUCAUAUAUCAGUCCUCCAAUCCUGGCCUGGGGCUUCUUGGUCGAAACAACCUAUCAAAUCCUUGGUAGCGGUCAGAUGACGAUAAAAGUCCACAUGAAGCCGCAAGGAGCAAUUCCCACGAAUUUACCGCGAGUAGGAUGGGACAUCAAAUUAUCCGACUCCCUGGAUCGGGCUGAGUGGUUCGGCCGUGGACCUGGUGAGGGAUACAACGAUAAGAAAUCGGCACAAAAAGUGGGGAUUUUCAAAGCCUUGAUCGACGACUUGCACACGCGCUACGACAUUCCACAGGAGAAUGGGAAUCGUAUUGACACCCGGUGGGUGAAGCUGCUCAAUGCGAGAGGCAUGGGCCUGAAGGCCUCCUUAUCCGGCUCGAAGAGAUCGGAGGGCUUGUUUCAGUGGGCGGCAUCACGGUAUUCGGCGCAGACACUAGAAAAGACCAGACAUCAAGCUGAGUUGAAGAAGGAUGACUUGGUCCACUUCCGCUUAGAUGCAAAUGUCGCUGGUGUAGGGACUGGUGCUUGCGGACCCGGCACAAACGAGGAGGACCAGGUUAAAUGUGAGGAGAUGGAGUUUGAGAUUCAUCUGCAGCCUGUAUCUGCUUGA
Molecule: messenger RNA, 3189 nt
Organism: Exophiala bonariae
Lineage: Eukaryota; Fungi; Ascomycota; Eurotiomycetes; Chaetothyriales; Herpotrichiellaceae
Exons: 2
Coding region: 1-3189 (1062 amino acids)
Biological process (GO): lactose catabolic process
Cellular component (GO): beta-galactosidase complex
Molecular function (GO): carbohydrate binding; beta-galactosidase activity
Source: RefSeq, a predicted model, not a curated record